Messenger RNA from Trichobilharzia szidati, 1598 nucleotides. The record is from the annotation of a GenBank genome assembly. NCBI's taxonomy places the organism in Eukaryota, Metazoa, Platyhelminthes, Trematoda, Strigeidida, Schistosomatidae.
AUUUGUUUUAUUAAGCGAAACGUGAGAUUUGUUGUGUAUGACAACAAGCGCCAAUACAAAUUCCUAUCAGAAAUGAGCAAGAUCAAAUUUGCAACUGAUGUUGAGAAAUCAGUCAUAACAAGUAAUUUCGAAGCAAGAGGAUGGAUUUCUACAAACCCUGAUGAGGACUGGAAUAUAUUUUGGGCAUCUGUCCAAAGCGUACGUAUGCUGUUCAACAGUGACACGUCAUACAGAUUAUCUGAUAACCAGGUUUUUGAUUUCGGUUUGUAGAAGUAACGUUUUCAGGUUGUAAAUCACUUUCCGAAUCAUUUCGAGCUGACUAGAAAAGACCUUAUGGUGAAAAAUAUCAAGCGUUAUAGACGUGAAUUAGAGAGGGAUGGUAAUCCGUUGGCUGCUAAAGAUGAAGCUGGAAAGUAUAUUUACCUAGACUUCAUUCCGGUCACUUAUAUGCUACCACAGGACUACAACUUGUUUGCUGAGGAGUUCAAAAGAAACCCUUCGUCCACAUGGAUUAUGAAGCCUAGUGGGAGAGCACGAGGUGUUGGUAUAUUCCUAAUUAAUAAACUGUCUCAGCUUAAACGGUGGUCUAGAGAAGGAAAGUCAAAUUUUGGUGGCACGACACCAACGUGUGGUAAAGAUUCAUAUGUGAUUUCAAAGUACAUUGAUAACCCCUUGCUCAUUGGAGGUAAGAAGUUUGAUUUGCGUUUGUAUGUCCUUGUAACUACAUUCCGACCACUGAAAGCAUAUAUUUACAAAUUAGGAUUCUGCAGAUUCUGCACUGUAAGGUAUAAUUCAGAUGUUAAUGAAUUAGAUAAUAUGUUUGUCCACCUUACCAACGUUUCAAUCCAAAAACAUGGAGUACAUUACAACAGUAUUCAUGGAGGUAAAUGGACGACAGAGAACUUCCGUCUGUGGUUGGAAGGUACAAAAGGGAAACCAGUUGCCGAUAAACUGUUUGAUGAGAUAUACUGGAUAGUUGUACACUCUCUGAAGGCAGUGGCAAACGUACUGAUAAACGAUAGACACUGCUUCGAGUGUUAUGGCUAUGACAUAAUAAUUGACGACAAUUUUAAGGCCUGGCUAGUUGAAGUUAAUGCAUCACCGUCCUUGUCAGCCACGACGGCAAGUGAUCGUAUUUUGAAGUAUAAAUUAGUAAAUGAUGUUGUCAAUAUUGUCAUACCAAACGGGGCCAUCCCAGAUGUAAAAUCUAAUAAAACUGUGUCGAAAGAACAGAUGGGGCUGUUUGAUUUGUUAUACGAUGAAGAAAAAGCCCAUGAGGAGUCAACUGGAGUUACAUGUCCUCAACCAUGUUAUCAGCACUUAAGCUCUUCCGGAAGCACUUCUAACCAUAUUGUUUCUCAAGCAGCACCAAGAGGAAGGCGGGAAAGUCGGGUAAGUACGUCCAAGAUUUCAGCUCAAAAAUAAAUUUCAAAUCAGUCAUUAAAAUGAGCUCGAAACAAAACCUCUCUACUCUUUAUUUAUUGACAAUACGGUAACAAAUGUCUAUGAAUUUGGGUCAAAAAUGCAUUAACAAUCUGAGAAUCAAAUAUUGGAAACCUUCACUUUCAAAAUCAUUUAUGUUUAUGACUGAGAAAAAA